Messenger RNA from Triticum dicoccoides, 751 nucleotides. RefSeq lists its product as uncharacterized. The coding region runs from base 75 to 668 and encodes 197 amino acids. The record is from RefSeq and is a predicted model, not a curated record. The transcript is spliced from 3 exons. Lineage: Eukaryota; Viridiplantae; Streptophyta; Magnoliopsida; Poales; Poaceae.
UCAACGCCUCCUCACGGCAAUCAAUCGCUCACUCACGCCGCGAGAGACGCGAGGGAGGCUCCUCCUCCACUCCGAUGGCGUCGGAGGCCAGGUCCGGGGGCGCGCGGCGGGUUCCGCUGCGGCCGAGGGACGGCAACGCGGCCUCCCCGUCCUUGGGCGGCGGCGCCCUUGCAAAGUCGAAGGCGAAGGCGCGGCCGGCUGCCGCGUCGCCGCCGUCGGUGAGGUCGUAUGCGAGCCGGGAUGCGGCGGCGGUGGUGAGGGAGAAGGAGGUGUCGCUGGCGGAAGAGCUGGAGAAGGCGCGGGAGCGGCGGGGCCGGCUGCGGGCCGCGCGGCAGGUCACGGAGCGGGCGCUGGCGGAGGCGGACGAGGCGCUGCGGCGGGAGAUGCGGGAGUGGGAGCGCCGGGCCGACGAGCAGCGCCGGGUCGUUGCCGAGCUGAUGCGCCUCAUCGGGAUGCCCGAGGUCUAUGUUCCGGUGGAAUCGCUGAGAUCCAGGGAGGAGAGGAAGAGGAAACAGGGGGCUGCGUCUUCAGAUUCUCAGGGUCCGGUCACGGUGGCUUCAACACUACUAGAGGAAGAAGCCGGGGCAGAUCCCUCCGAUCAGGAACUGCUGGCGACGCAGACAAGAGAAACGAGUGCAGCAGCAGCCACGGAAAGCAGCAGCGCUUGAUCAUCCCUUUCUUUGCCACAUUGGCCCGUUCCAAACUGUUUCUGCACAAGGCCUCCGAAUGAAAUCAAAUGGCUUGUUUGGUA